GACUCAUUGCAGGGCUUGCACACACACUUCUCUCAGCUGUCAUUGCCACAGUGAAUCUUUUCCUGUUGUAAUGACUUGCCGGCCCCUCCUCUAGUGCGAAGCAUCUGGAGCUCAACUCUUUGAACAAACAGUCUUUGCUGAAAUGUCAAUACGCUACUGGGACGCUUGCGGGGGUCAUCAUGGUUUCCAGGCAGUGCGUGACUUUGUUUCUCUGCUUUCCGCUCCUGAUUCCUCCUUCUCUGGAUGCAGUCUUUUUAAAGCCAGAAGAUGCAACCAGUGUUCUGCAAAGGCAAAGAAGAGCCAAUAGCUUCUUCGAAGAGAUAAAACUGGGGUCCCUAGAGCGCGAAUGCAUGGAAGAAAACUGUUCUUUUGAGGAAGCAAGAGAAAUUUACCACGACAAUGAAAGGACAGCAGAAUUCUGGCACGUCUAUUCUGACCCUAACCAGUGUGCCUCCAAUCCCUGUCAGAACGGUGGGAGUUGUGAUGAUCAAUUUCAGGAUUAUGUUUGCCGCUGUCCCGAGAAAUAUGAGGGCAAAAACUGUGAAAAAGCUAUAGCUGACCAACUGAAGUGCAUUUACAACAACGGUGGUUGUGAGCAGUACUGUACUGAUGGGCUGGCUGGCAAACGAGUGUGCUUCUGCGCAGAUGAUUACACUUUAGCGAAUGAUGGCGUGUCCUGCCUUCCCCGAGUGAAAUAUCCAUGUGGAAAAAUACCAGUGUUGGCAAAAAAAAAUGCAACUGCAGAAGGGAGAAUAGUAGGUGGUUUCGUCUGUCCUCCAGGUGAAUGUCCAUGGCAAGCCCUUAUAAUACAUAAUCAGAAAGAAAAGUGUGGAGGUACCUUGCUUUCCCCUGAGUGGGUGGUCACUGCAGCUCACUGUUUGGACCAUGUCCGUGAGACAGAGAUUCGGGUGAGGCUGGGUGAACACGCAAUACAUUUGGAUGAAAAACAUGAACAAGAAAGUGGAAUUACCAGGAUGAUCAUUCAUGAAGAAUACAAGAUCGGGCAAGUUAAUAAUGAUAUUGCCCUGCUGAGACUGGAAACAGCUAUGAACCUCACCGAUUACGUGGUACCAAUAUGCCUGCCUGAGAAACAGUUUGCGGUGUAUGAGCUGUCCUCCAUUAAGUUCUCCACGGUGAGCGGAUGGGGUCGCCUGUUAGAUGGAGGUGCUACUUCCUCUAUUCUGAUGAGAGUUGAUUUGCCACGUGUGAAGACCCAAGAAUGUGAAAAGGAGACUGAUUUAAAUAUUACCGAGAAUAUGUUCUGUGCAGGAGAUCUGAGCGGCACUAAAGACUCUUGCAAGGGUGACAGUGGCGGACCUCAUGCCACAAAGUACAAGGACACUUGGUUUCUAACUGGGAUUGUCAGCUGGGGGAAGGGUUGUGCUGUUAAAGGCAGCUAUGGAGUUUAUACAAGGGUAUCCAAAUACAUUAACUGGUUAAAGAACCACAUGGAUUAAUGAUAUUGAUUCUGAGC
Tinamus guttatus (white-throated tinamou) is the source of this 1474-nucleotide messenger RNA. RefSeq names its product coagulation factor VII (gene F7). Gene Ontology annotation, molecular function: calcium ion binding; serine-type endopeptidase activity. The record is from RefSeq and is a predicted model, not a curated record. Lineage: Eukaryota; Metazoa; Chordata; Aves; Tinamiformes; Tinamidae. Gene Ontology annotation, cellular component: extracellular region. Gene Ontology annotation, biological process: blood coagulation; proteolysis.